AGCUGCCCGGAGCCCAGACAGCCCAGACAGGCGCUCCAGACAGCUGCCCGAGCCCAACCGUGCUCAUGGCAUCCAACACGUCUGCUGUGCCCCGGCCCCUCUCUGGACCUACUCCACCUGGCAACGGCAGCAAGGAGCUGUCGGACACCCGGGACCCACUACUGGUCCAGGCGGAGUUAGCCCUGCUCUCCACGGUCUUUGUGGCUGUGGCCCUGAGCAAUGGCUUGGUGCUGGGCGCCCUGGCGCGCCGGGGCCGGCGGGGUCGCUGGGCGCCCAUGCAUGUCUUCAUCGGCCACUUGUGCCUGGCCGACCUGGCUGUGGCUCUGUUCCAAGUACUGCCCCAGCUGGCGUGGGAUGCCACUGACCGCUUCCGUGGGCCUGAUGCCCUGUGCCGGGCGGUCAAGUACCUGCAGAUGGUGGGCAUGUAUGCCUCCUCCUACAUGAUCCUGGCCAUGACACUGGACCGCCACCGCGCCAUCUGCCGCCCCAUGCUGGCAUACCGCCACGGAGGCGGAGCUCGCUGGAACCGGCCGGUGCUGGUGGCCUGGGCCUUCUCGCUCAUUCUCAGCCUGCCCCAGCUCUUCAUCUUCGCCCAGCGUGACGUGGGUGACGGCACUGGGGUGAUUGACUGCUGGGCCCGCUUUGUUGAGCCCUGGGGCCUCCGAGCCUAUGUCACCUGGAUCGCCCUAAUGGUGUUUGUGGCACCUGCCCUGGGCAUCGCUGCCUGCCAGGUGCUCAUCUUCCGCGAGAUUCACGCCAGCCUGGUGCCGGGGCCAGCAGAGAGGGCUGGGGGCUGCCGUGGAGGGCGUCGGACAGGCAGUCCCAGUGAGGGGGCCCGGGUGUCGGCAGCCAUGGCCAAGACCGUGAGGAUGACGCUGGUCAUCGUGAUUGUGUACGUGCUGUGCUGGGCACCCUUCUUCCUCGUGCAGCUGUGGUCAGCGUGGGACCCGAAGGCGCCCCGGGAAGGUGGGUGUAGCUGUGGCUAG
Molecule: messenger RNA, 986 nt
Organism: Hyaena hyaena (striped hyena)
Lineage: Eukaryota; Metazoa; Chordata; Mammalia; Carnivora; Hyaenidae
Gene: AVPR2
Product: arginine vasopressin receptor 2
Exons: 3
Coding region: 66-986 (306 amino acids)
Biological process (GO): positive regulation of vasoconstriction; regulation of systemic arterial blood pressure by vasopressin; G protein-coupled receptor signaling pathway
Cellular component (GO): membrane
Molecular function (GO): vasopressin receptor activity; peptide binding
Source: RefSeq, a predicted model, not a curated record